AUGGAGGAAGUGGGCAGACAUUUUAUCGACUGGACCCUGGAGGAAGCAGGCAGACAUUUUACUGACUGGACCCUGGAGGAAGCAGGAAGACAUUUUAUCAACUGGACCAAUGAGGAAGCGGACAGACAUUUUACUGAUUGGACCAAUGAGGAAGCGGGCAGACAUUUUAUCGACUGGACCAUGGAGGAAGUGGGCAGACAUUUUAUCGACUGGACCCUGGAGGAAGUGGGCAGACAUUUUAUCGACUGGACCCUGGAGGAAGUGGGCAGACAUUUUACCGACUGGACCAAUGAGGAAGCGGGCAGACAUUUUAUCGACUGGACCAUGGAGGAAGUGGGCAGACAUUUUAUCGACUGGACCCUGGAGGAAGUGGGCAGACAUUUUAUCAACUGGACCAAUGAGGAAGUGGGCAGACAUUUUACUGACUGGACCAAUGAGGAAGCGGGCAGACAUUUUAUGGACUGGACCAUGGAGGAAGUGGGCAGACAUUUUAUGGACUCGACCCUGGAGGAAGCAGGCAGACAUUUUAUCGACUGGACCCUGGAGGAAGCAGGCAGACAUUUUAUCGACUGGACCAUGGAGGAAGUGGGCAGACAUUUUAUGGACUCGACCCUGGAGGAAGCGGGCUGA
Messenger RNA from Haliotis rufescens (red abalone), 630 nucleotides. RefSeq lists its product as uncharacterized. NCBI's taxonomy places the organism in Eukaryota, Metazoa, Mollusca, Gastropoda, Lepetellida, Haliotidae. The record is from RefSeq and is a predicted model, not a curated record. Bases 1 to 630 code for a protein of 209 amino acids. The transcript has a single exon.